Messenger RNA from Scaptodrosophila lebanonensis, 2105 nucleotides. RefSeq lists its product as uncharacterized. The record is from RefSeq and is a predicted model, not a curated record. The coding region runs from base 235 to 1776 and encodes 513 amino acids. Gene Ontology annotation, molecular function: DNA binding. The transcript is spliced from 3 exons. NCBI's taxonomy places the organism in Eukaryota, Metazoa, Arthropoda, Insecta, Diptera, Drosophilidae.
UCAGCACCGAGCGGGCGCUGCUUGAAACGUUUUGUGUGUUUGUGUGCCUAAAAAACUGCAGCAGAUUUGUAGAAAACGGAAGCGAAACCCCGCAAGGCCAUAGCUGAAGCAUUGCCAUUCACCAAAAAAACGCGAGCAUCGUAAUCGUGCGAUCAAGAGAGUAGCAAGUGAGGGUGAGAGUGAAAGAGAGGCGGAGAGUGCUCCACUGGCACAAGUGGUGUGUGCGUAAGCGCAAUGUCUGACGACGACAGCAGUACAAGCUCGCAACAGCGCGUACGAAGCUAUGAUGGCAGCCAACAGCAGCGCAUACGAAAUGUACUGACGCUGGAAGAACGGGUGGCGGCCAUAAAGCAGUACGACAUAAUACCCAUGUAUAGUAAAAUAGCCAAGAACUUCAACUGCAGCUGGGAGCAAAUUAAGGGCAUUGUCGCCAAUCGGGAGCCCAUUAUGGAGUUCUUUGAGGCAACGCGUCGCUCCAAACAGCCAUUGAGUGCCAAGGGCGAGGAGCUGCGCAAACGCAAACUCAACUUUUUGAACCGUUGCCUGUAUGAAUAUAUACAACGAGCCCAGUAUUAUUUGCACUCGGAAAUAAAUGAGGACUUGAUACGCACAAAGGCACUGGAGUUUCGGGAGCUGAUGCGAAUUGAAAACUUUGUGCCAAACAAGUCAUGGAUCAAUCAUUUCAAAGCGGAAUUCAACAUAACUUUGUCCAAUCGACAGAUAACUAUAACACGAAAACCCCCACGAUCGAUGGAUCUACGCGAUAUUAUGUCCUAUUGCGGCAGAAAUACGAAUAGCGAUCACAAGGCCGAGGAAACGAUUGAAGCUCCAUUGCAUGCCAAUAUACCUGGCGGACUAAAAAGUCCGGAAUCACCGCCAGCGACCUCAGCAACCACGCGAUCGCUCUAUCGUGCCAAAACCCAAGUAGAUAUAUCAUCUGCCAAUCAAGCCACACUCGAGGAGGUGCAGCAGCGUCGUAAGCGCAAAAUUAGCUUUCUCGAAAAAGCUCUCUAUGAGUAUAUACAACGUUCCCAGUUCCAUCAUAAGGGACGUCUCGACUUGGACAAUUUGCGAUCGGUCGCUAUCAGUUUACGUGACAUUCUAAAGAUCGAGAAUUUCUUUCCAGACAGAAUAUGGUUCAAUCAUUUUAAGAGCCACUACAAUUUCAACUUCUCACAGGGAGUUCCCGUAACGACUCGACGUGUGCCAUUGUCCCUAGACCUACGUGACAUUGUGAGUUACUGUGGUCGGCAUGAGCAGCGCGAUCAGCCCCUUGGGAACGUUACAUUAACUCCAAAGGAAGCAAACAAUCGUCUCGUUCACAUACCAUUCGUAGAACCCAAGCCAGAAUGCCAAGUCACUGUGAUAGAAGAAGAUGACGAUGAUUGCAUAGCCAUUGAGUCGCCCACAGAAUUGAUUGAAAUUAAAGAUGAUGAGGACGAGGAUCACAAUCACAAUCAUACACCAUCUAAGAGCGUUGCUCUGAAACGGGAGCAAGAGAAACAAUCUCAAUGUGAAACGCCCUCAAAAAUAAAAAAGCUUCCAAAUUCGUUCAAUGAGGAGGAUUACCUUGCACCUAGCCCUAAAAAUAGUUGUGAGAAGAGCGAGGAUGCUGAAUUCCCUCGCCAGGUGCGGAGCUAUGCGGACGCAAUACGCCUGCUAAGACCAAUAGAGGAUUUUGCCUUGAUGGAGGAAAAUUAUCGUGCCAUUGGUUUGUUGAUACAACUUGAAAAAAUGUUCGAGAGUGCGGCGCAAAAGAAGGCGUCCGUACCUUGAUGUUAAAAAUUGUGUACAGUGAAGAAAACGAUAAACCUAAUAUAAUAAAAAAUAUAUUUUUAAGGCCAAAAGAAAAACAAAAUAAUUUAAAGUCAGAAAUUUGUACAAACGCCAAUUGAAUAAGGUCUUGAAAUAAAAACUAUAAAACUGAUAUAGUUCUGUCUAAAAACCAGAUUUAAAUAAGAAUCAAGAUUGGCGAAGACUUGAAAAUUUACCCGUAUAUACGGAAGAUAUAUUUUCCUACUUACAUUUAUAGAGUAAUUUUGUGAUAUACCCUAUAUAUAAGAAUGAAUGUAACAUAUGUAUGUACGAGAAUAUAUGAAAAUCUA